UACCCCAGGGGUAGAAGAAGUUAAGAAGUGUUAAGCUCAACAGCCGGAGAGGUUUGGUAUACUUAGGUAUCCUGAUCGGUGGGUGAUAGGGAUUUGGCACAAUUUUACAGGUGUACUGGUUUGAUCAGCCUCCAAAAUGUCCGACAAAACUCCGAUAGAGCCGUCGGCUAAUUAUGGAGGCGGUUUCAGCCUGGGACAGAUCUCCUGUAAGAUGAGAGAGAUGCUCAUUGCCAUUGGACUCGUCGUCAUCAUUGUCAUGAGCCUUGUUUUCGUCGCACUGUACUCAACGGCAGCCAAAUCUGGUGACGAUAACAGUAACGGGGGUGUGACAGCCGCCCAGCACCUCGGUACUACCCCGACCCCCGAUCCUCGCACCUGCAACACUGCCGGAUGCCUGCAGGCCGUAGGAUAUGCGCGCUGGCUGAUGAACGUCUCCAUAGACCCCUGUGAAGACUUCUACACGUACGCCUGUGGUCAAUGGCCCAACAGGUACCCGUUAGAGCCCGAUUCCUACAGGAGUUCAGUCACAACAAACAUAUUCAAAAACAACCAGAAGAAAAUUCUCAGUAUAUUGAGCACAGAUGUCAAGCGAGAUAUGCCGUGGGCUGCGGAGAGAAAGGCGAAGGACCUCUACAUGUCCUGUAUGGAUGACUACGGCAGGAUGGCGGUGGGGGGAAACGCCUUAAUCAGCAAGGUUCUAGAGCAGAUCGGCGGCUGGGCCUUGGUGCACAAUCUACCUACUAACUGGAACAUCCUGAACGCCAUCGAGAAAGUCCACGUUGACUUCUGGACAGACGUGCUGUUUAACGUAUAUGUUGGCUCGGACUACACAUUCGGCUAUAGAUUCAGGAUUCCAAUUAUAACGAUUUCCAGCGGUGGUCUUGGUAUGGGAUAUUACAGCUAUUACUUGAGAAGUUAUUACAAUAAGACAAGAACUGAUUACCAGGCUUACAUGCGCAAUGUGGCCAAGCUUCUGCUCAGGGACGCGGGUGUGACUCCAGGGACUGAUUUCGACAACAGAACUAAUACAUUUGUCAAUGACGUGAUGAGUUUCGAAACGGACUUGGCAAAUAUCACAAUGAAUUCGCGGUACUCCUACUCCUCAAGUGGUCACAUGAGUCUGGCAACACUGAACAACCAAACUGGGAACAUCGUGGACUGGGUGUCUUUCAUGAAAUACCUGUUUGACAAGGCUAUAAUCACAGAGGAUACUAUUGUCAAUGUUCGGAGAAGUGGCUACCUGGAUAAAAUAGCACAGAUGAUUAAAGAUCUACCGGAUAAAGACAGAAACAGAAAAUUAAACAAUUAUUUCGUCUGGCAAAUAGCGGUGAAGUAUGCAAAGGAUUUGUCAUACGAGUACAUUCAUGCCCGGAAACAGUACUACACGGACCGAUAUGGAACCCGCGAGUUUCAAAGCCCGGAAACCUACUGCUUUAACUACGUCAAGAGCAGCAUGUCGGACGCUGUCAGUCACGUUUUCAUCAUGGAUCACUUCGCUGACAAAAAUAAGGAAAAGGUGACAGAGAUUGCCUCGUACGUCAAACAGGCAAUAAUCGACGGCGUUGACCAGAUGAACUUCAUGGACAAAGACACGAAAGCAUACGCAAAGAAGAAGCUCUCAUACACAGACGACAGUAUUGGGUACCCGGACUGGAUGAUGGAUUCAGAUGCCGUGGACCUCAUUUACUACCCGUUGAAUAUAACCAGCGGAGAUUACUUUCAGAAUGUCCUGAAUAUUAAUAAGUACGACAAAGUGGAUAUGAAUAACAGAUACUUACAAAUUGACGGUGAAACCCACUUAUCCUGGCACGGGAACACCUAUAACAGUUAUAUGUACCUGUAUCAAAUGUGGAAUGAGCUGAUCGCCCCGGCUGGUCUACUACAGAGUCCGCUAUAUGACUACAACAGCCCGCACUAUGUCAACUUCGGAGCCAUCGGCUCCAUGUUUGGCAACCGUUAUUUGGACGCCAUCGACAGGACAGGUUCAAUAUACGGAUACCACGGUGAGCGACUGAUGGACCCACUUUACAGAUACAGGUACAAGAGAUGGUGGAGUAACUCUACAACCUACAAGUUCAACAACGCUACAGCGUGUUUCUCCGACUUCUACGUUAAUAAAACAGCCGGCUCGUAUAUCGACGACGACGGAAACGUUGUUGAUGUUCCCGUGAGUAUUUACUCGGCUAGAUCCUACUCGCAAACGGCAGCUCAGGAGCUGGGGGGUGUCAAGAGGGCUUAUUAUGCUUAUCAAGCAUGGCAGAAGAAGAACUCAAGAGAGAAACUACCGCCUAUUCUCGAUUUAAAUAACGAGCAGAUGUUUUUCAUCGCUUAUGCUCAGACAAAAUGUACGGUAACACGGCGCUUCUCCACGUCACCGUUCUUCUCGCGCUAUUUCCCUAUUCCUGACAGCAUGAAAGUGAACGGAGCUAUGGCCAUGAUGAGCGAAUUCAGUAAGGCUUUUGGUUGUCCCGCUGACAGUGUCCUCAAUCCGCCAGAUAAGUGUUCGGUGUUUUAACUUAAGCCGAAUGUUAAUGACAUCGAUUGAAUGUAUUUGAUACAAAUUUAAGAAAGAACCAGUUCCGAAUAUGUAGUCCGAAUAUGAAGGACAACGAAGUUUCAUUUUAGUUUCAUCUGAGUACGUGUCUAUGUUAAUAAUACUUGGAGUAUUUCACGUUGGACAAAACUCAAAGCAACUCAGAAUUAUGUAUAUCAGCAUUAUGCACACUCAUCAUUAAGUUGUUUUUAGGAGCAGGUGUUCUGUACAUUUCACUUUCGUGUUUGACACGUAAAGAGCGUACCGUUACACAAAGUUACUCAAGCUAUGCUCACAUGCGAUUUUGAGUGCAAAUUCCGUCUCAAACAAGUUGGCACAUUAUGGUAUCAAGGAUAAAGCAGAAAUCAAAUGUUCGCCACCCAUCGUCUUGUAGUUACAUAUAUCUGUGGCCCAAAAGAGCAGCUGUCUAAAAUGUCCCACAACAGUAUGUAUAUUUAAUUAUUUUAUGUCAACGUUUUCGGGCAUGUGUAAAUAAUAUAGUUGAUAACAUUUAACAGAGAAAUAAAGGUACACGAUUACCAUUAA
Molecule: messenger RNA, 3079 nt
Organism: Liolophura sinensis
Lineage: Eukaryota; Metazoa; Mollusca; Polyplacophora; Chitonida; Chitonidae
Product: endothelin-converting enzyme 1-like
Exons: 14
Coding region: 137-2515 (792 amino acids)
Biological process (GO): protein processing
Cellular component (GO): plasma membrane
Molecular function (GO): metalloendopeptidase activity
Source: RefSeq, a predicted model, not a curated record